AUGCGUUUCACCUCGUUCAUCACUCUCCUCCCUGCCCUGGCUCUGGCACAGGAGCAGGUGCCCCUCGCCGACCGCGUGCAGGGCUGGUUCAACAAGGCUAAGAACCUUGUCCCCACGGCUGUCCCGGCUGAGCCUAUCCAGAAGAUGGCUGAGAAGGUCUCGGAGAAGCGCGUCACCCCGGUGACCAUGCAGAACUGGCAGUCCAUCCUGACUCCUGCCGAGGACGCUCAGGACUGGUACAUCUUCGUCACUGGUGGCAACAAGACUUGCUUCGGCCGCUGCGAUGUCGCCGAGAAGGCUUUCAAUGAAUCCGUCCUCCUCUUCGCUGCCGACCCCACCUCCCCCAACCUUGGUCUGCUGAACUGCGAGGAAGAGCGCGUUCUCUGCGCCACCUGGUCCGCCGGCGCUCCCUCCGUCUUCUACUUCCAAUUGCCCCAGGCCCAGCCCGAGGGUCAAGAGCGUCUCCCCACUCCUCUCCACGUCGUGUACAUGAACACCACCACCGUCACCCCUGAGGAGCUGUACCAGGUUCACUCCAAGAAGACUUUCGAGAAGGUCGAGGCCUACGAGGGUGCCCUGCACCCCACCGACGGCUGGCUCGCCCAGUACCAGCUGAACGUUCCUCUCGGCUACGCCAUCUGGGCGAUGGGUGCCGUCCCCAGCUGGACCUUCAUGAUUGCCAUCAGUUUCUUCAGCCGUACCGUCAUGGGCCGCCGUAUGGCUAACGUUGGCACGCAACCUCGUCGUCCUGCUCCCGCCGGAAGUGCGAACUAG
Messenger RNA from Penicillium cataractarum, 774 nucleotides. RefSeq lists its product as uncharacterized. Bases 1 to 774 code for a protein of 257 amino acids. The transcript has 3 exons. The record is from RefSeq and is a predicted model, not a curated record. NCBI's taxonomy places the organism in Eukaryota, Fungi, Ascomycota, Eurotiomycetes, Eurotiales, Aspergillaceae.